Neurospora hispaniola is the source of this 1725-nucleotide messenger RNA. RefSeq lists its product as uncharacterized. Gene Ontology annotation, biological process: protein phosphorylation. Gene Ontology annotation, cellular component: cytoplasm. Gene Ontology annotation, molecular function: protein serine/threonine kinase activity; ATP binding. The annotation marks the transcript as partial. The record is from RefSeq and is a predicted model, not a curated record. The transcript is spliced from 2 exons. Lineage: Eukaryota; Fungi; Ascomycota; Sordariomycetes; Sordariales; Sordariaceae.
CCCAACCCCCCUCCACCCCCAAGCACCCUCACCACUCCCAACUCCACCACCCCUCUCUACACCCUACACAAAACGCUCUCCCCCCCGAAGGCGUUCCCAGGCCAGGACCAAGGCCAUGGCCAAAGCCAAAGCCAGAGCCAGGUCAUUUUGAUCCGCCGCUCCACCGACGGCGCCAUCCUCCUCGGCACUCCCUCUCCUUCUGCCUUGCUCAACAACCCUUCCUAUGCGAACAACAACAAGCAAUUUUCCACCUUCUCGCCCCCUUCUUGUGUUUCUCCUGCUGCUGCACAGCCAGUAGAUACGAAUAUAGUUCGGGAGUUGAUGAAGGGCGCCGUCCAAUUCGAGGCGUCACCAGCCGGAGCAGGAACGAGAAGGGGAGGAACCGGAAUAAUAGGAGCUCCCGAAGCGGCGGCUAGGGUUCUGAAUCAUGAGAAUCUGGUGAGUUUGCAUGGGGAGUGGGUGAGCGGGGUGGUGGAUGGGGUGGGGCCGAUGAUGUUGGGAGUUUUUGGUGCUAAAGGGGAAAUGAUGAUGGGGAAGAGAAAGGUAGUCGACAAAACGGAGCGGUGGUUGGUGUGGGAUUGGUGCGAUGCGGGAAGCGUAAAGGGGUUGAUUGAGUUUUAUGGAGGCGGGGUGGGGGAGUGUAUUAUUUGGGGACAGGUUGAUGAGGUUGUUGCUGCUGCUGCUGCUGCUGCUGCUGCUGCGAAGGGGUCGAAGACGAAGACGAAAAAGAAGGGAGGGUUUCCGAGAAAGGAAGAGCUGGGGACCAUAGUGGUAGAAGGAAAACCAAGUCAGUUCAAGUCGGGCGGUGCCUUCCUCCCAGAGAGUCUGGUCUGGCAUGUUGGCUUGGGGGUUCUGCGGGCGUUGAUGUACUUGCAUGAAGGGAAGAGGGAUGUGAUCAGCGUUGAGAAGGAUCCAGUGACUGGAGGGUUCAAGAGGGUGAGAAAGGUUCACGGCCCACCGGAGACGGAGCCGGAUUGGAUGCCUAUUUUGCAUCGAGACGUCAGGGCGGAGAAUAUCUACAUGCAGCAUUCAAGGGGGAUAGAGACGUAUGGCGCGGUGAAGUUGGGCGGGUUCGAGAAUUGUUAUGUUAGUGCGGCGGUAGUGAUGGCGCAGGAUGAGGAGGAGGGGUUUGAGAGGGUGCCGCUGGUGGCGAUGGAGAGGGAAGUGGUGGGCGAGGAGGAGUUGAGGAACCGGUGGAAGGAAUGGCAGGAUGAAAGAUAUGAUGUUGAUGUGUCCAGACGUCCAUACACCCGCGGCAACGACCUCUACGCCCUCGGCACCAUCCUCUACCACAUGAUGGUCGGCCGUCCGCUCCCACCCGUCCCGGAGGAGUGUCCUUUCUGCAAGUGUCACCACGUCCAGUUCUUGACCAAUGCGCCCGGUGAAAAGAAAAAGGCUUGCACCCAUAUGAACUGCGACUACCAAGACGUGAAUCACGAGGUGGAUAUUGGGCACCUCAUGAAGAAUGGUACCCGCGGGAAGUACACCAAGGGCCUAGCUGGGCUUGUGGGUGUGCUCUUGAGGCAGUACAGAAACGACGAGAUGAGGGCUAGUGAUAUCCUGGAUAGGGCUGGCUGGAGGGGGUACGAGGAGUGGAAGACGGCCACGCCGGAUGGAAAGCUGUUCAAGGAUGCGACGGAUGAUAUGAUGUUUAGGAAGAAUAAUGAGAUUGUGGCAAAGAGGAAUUUGGCAGCUCAGCAGGCCAGUCAGCCUAUGAAUGUUUAG